Oncorhynchus masou masou (cherry salmon) is the source of this 4386-nucleotide messenger RNA. RefSeq names its product mucin-2-like. The transcript has 3 exons. The coding region runs from base 45 to 3620 and encodes 1191 amino acids. Gene Ontology annotation, cellular component: postsynaptic density. The record is from RefSeq and is a predicted model, not a curated record. Gene Ontology annotation, biological process: inhibitory postsynaptic potential. NCBI's taxonomy places the organism in Eukaryota, Metazoa, Chordata, Actinopteri, Salmoniformes, Salmonidae.
CAUGGGGUCCCCAGUGCAGUAUCGGAGUGCAGACUUCACCCGGCAUGAGAGCUCCACCCAUCUUGCACGGGACAAAAAUAACAGGCACAUUCCCCAGUCAAUCAGGAAGAAGCAUUACUCCUACAUGCAAUGGCUACAUCCCAAAAGAGGCAAAGGAAGAGGAGGGAAUCAGACAGACUAAGAGUGUCAGACAAAGAGGUGUUCUUUCAAAACAGAGUUUAGAUUCCAAGACCAAAAAAGGUGUGACAUUUGAAGAGAUUUCCAGUGAACUUACAGAGAAUGUGGUCUUCAACAAAUGGAAAAGUGGGACUUAUUGCUAUGCCCGGGCAAUCAAGACUAACCCACACCUAUUAGGGGGUGUGGGGAACAGCAAGAUUAAAGGGAGGCGGGACUUGCGCUACACAAAUGGCAGCGUAGUUGACUCGGAGGCUAUAGGAGGGAUUUGUAUUGAUGGCAGUGAUGAGGCGGAGCCUGUCUCAACCAUGUCCUCUCGAGGAAGGGACCAAUCAAAACCUAAAGAACAUUCUGUGGCACAUUCAUAUUGUGGGAAUGCAAAACGAUCACCUGCUCCCCCACCUCUCUGGAUGCUCCAGGAAAUGUGCAGACACUGUGGAGGGAGACAGACUGUGGUCCCUGGAGCUGAAGAUGAAGAUGCGAGUCUGAAAGUUAAGAGCCCUUCCUCUGCAUGCCCUGAAGGAGCAACAGUCAUGAAAACACCUAUUUCACUCACAGACAGAAACCACCUUCUCCCUUCACAUACUGAAAAAGAGAGGAACUCUACAUGCUCCACUCUGAGGCUUGCAGACAGGGAUCUGAUACAAAGACAGCCGACACAAACAGAAUCUCAAUCCACCCACCCCCGCUGUAAACCCCCUAUUUACAACAACAAAGACAGGAAGCCCAACCUGCCUGCAAACCCAGCGCCUGCAUGGAAAACCAAAGAUCUGAAACAGACUAAUGGUUAUACCUCACAUUAUACAUACCCCCUGCAUAACUCUAUCAGAGACCCAGUAGAAACCCUAGUUCCACCUUCACAUACACACUCAGACAAGCCAAUCCGCCAAAGAACCAUCUUACACACAAAAUCUAUUACAGUCACUAAGGCAACUAUUGAACCCAGGCGUGCAGAUGCCAACACCCUUGAGACCCCAUCUCACUGGAGUAAAAUUCCUCGACCGAAAAUACUCAAAAUGUAUCCUCAGAUCGCAAUAGCCACCAGGGCAAACACGCCACGCGCACACCGUAAACAUCCAAAGACGCCCACACACCCAAAUACACAGCCCAACCCAUCAAAUACAUCAUGUACAUCUACUCACCCUUACCGUCCAAACACACCAUACAGAACCUUUCCUCCAAACCAUGUUAACCCAUCCCAUGUUAUUAGAGCCCCUAAGCCUAAAAACACAACACCACGGUCUAACACUGCUACAACAUUACAUAUAAGUGCACCCCCUUACCCUGCUAACACACACGCAACUAAACCCCCUAACUCUGCAAACUCACAUACAGCUACACCUCCCACCCCUGAAAGCACACUGACGACAACCAUAAAACUCCUAAACAGUGCUACUAAAACGAUACAUAGAACAACACUCCCUAGCCUAGCUAACACAUUACAUAUAGCUUCAACUCUAAAACCAGCAAACACACCAUGCAAAGCCACUCUCUCUUACCCUUACAACCCAUCACACACAACUACUCUCACAAGCUAUUAUAACCCAUCACACGCGACUACUCCCACAAGCUAUUAUAACCCAUCACACACAACUACUCCCACAAGCUAUUAUAACCCAUCACACACGACUACUCCCACAAGCUAUUAUAACCCAUCACACACAACUACUCCCACAAGCUAUUAUAACCCAUCACACACAACUACUCACACAAGCUAUUAUAACCCAUCCCACACAACUACUCCCACAAGCUAUUAUAACCCAUCACACACAACUACACCCACAAACUAUUAUAACCCAUCACACACAACUACUCCCACAAGCUAUUAUAACCCAUCACACACAAAUACACCUACAAAACCUUUGUUCCAUACCCUUAACCUGUCAAACACAUCACACACUCCUAGUUCCCCUGACUUUGCUAAUGCAUCCCCCAUAACACCCCCUAACGUUGAUAACGCAUCACAUACAACUACAUCCUCUCUCGGUUCAAAUGCCUUAUACACAGCUACGCAGCAUCAGUCCUCAUCCACGUCACUGCCGAUCUGUAGACCACUGAUCAUGACACAGAUACACAACAAUAAACCACCUGACCCAUCAAACAGAUCAACCACUGACACGCAGAAUAACAGCACAUUUAUAAAUACACAUAUUGAACAAACCGCUGCCCUUCACACCAGCUCUCAUAACAGAUUUGUUGUUGAUCCAAUAAUGCAUGCAACUGUAUAUGCCAAAGUAUUGUCUCUGUCUAACAAAAGUAGACACUGUGCUCCUGCCAUCGUAUCACAGACACAUCAGGAAAGACACUCUGGAAUAUUCAAUGCAUCACAGGUCACUAACCUUCCAAAACACAUCACUGAAAUAAGGAUAAACAAGGAAUGGGAACAGCAGGGACACAGUGUCACACAACAUCAGGGAGACCUUUUCACAAACCUAAAACCUGGAUCUGAGUGUCAGAUACAUUCUCACAAAGAGCACAUUCCCUCCAGCGUGUUACAUACACAUGCAAAUACCACAUUUAGAUUCAGCGUUGACAGGCAGAUAUACACAAAUUAUGCGCCAACUUCCAGCACACCACAAACACAAACAGAUCCUAAGCCCCUCAUUGCAUCACAGACAAACACUACUGCACAUGUCAAACCCAUCACCGAAACACCAAACCACAUAAACAAAGACUUCUGUUCCACACCAACCCCACACAAACACACAAGCCCCACACACCGACUCAUACCACAGGCCCGUCCAUACACAAUCACUGAACUCCUCACACACAAAGCCAUAAACCACAAGUACAACCCCCUUUUGCCGCCAUCACGCAUGGCACACCUAGAAUCCUACACCCUCACCCAUUCCAAUCAGACACACCAGAUGAUCCAUCCAGUAUUUUUGUUGUCAAGUACCAUCCCACAACCCUCCCGAGACGACCCUAGGCUGGCUCACUCCCACCCGGCUGAUACAGACCUGCUGCUGCUGCCCCCCUCCCCACAGUGCAGCAGGCCAGCCCCUUUCCAUAGGAGGCUGCAGUGUGUGGAGGCCAGCCUGGCAGCCAACCAGGACAGGAUCACUACACUUCUCAACAUCAUCCAAGACCUUGAGAUGAGCCAUGCUCUCAACAAGGGUCGGCGAUGCUACAGGACAGGCCAAGACCUCCGGGAGUGCUCCACCUGUCAGAAGACUGCUUGUAUCGUAUAUAGUGUGGAGUAUGACUUCAGGCAGCAAGAGAGACGUUUCUUGGAGGUUUUGUAUCCCCAGAGGGCUGACAACAACACUCCUCCCUCCCUGCCCCACAACAGCACCCUGCUGACGAACGCCAUCACUAAGACCAUGACCAAGUCCAAGGUUAAAAGCAAGAAGUUGUGCAAGAUGCUUUUCCAAUGGCUGCCUAGGACAAUUCAGCGAACAAAGUCCUCCUGUCACCAACUCUCUCCAGAUCAUUUGAAUUCCUAGCAUGUUAUUCAUGAGGUAUUGAGGUAUCCCGAUAAUAUAAGAUCUGAUGGUGUGUAACUCUGUAAAAUACAAGGUCAAAUCAAGAUGUCAGUAAUCUCCAGGUCGGAAAAUCAGUCGGAAUUCUGAGUCAGAUGAACGUUCCAAAUUAUUUUUCACUGUCGGAGUAAGUUUUUCUGAGAGUUCCCAAUUGUCUUGAGCACACUGAAGUCGGAAGUCAGAGAUUUCCAAGUUCCCAGUUGUUUUGAACUCGGCAUGAUGUCCCUAUCACAGCAAGUAGCACUUGUCAUUGUAGAAGACACCUACAUCACUUCCUGUCCACAUGAUGGGUGUUCUGAAAUCUGAUUUGCUCCUUAAUGACUGAUUGACACCCUAUUGUCCAAUCACGAUAUAGCAUGAACAGGAAUUGCCCUUCAUAACUACAGACCUUUGCCCAGUUGAGCAACAGUCUAUCAUAUGGAGAAAACUUCAUCCCUCAGGUUAAAAUCAUGAACUUUCAUCCAAAGCACAUGCACUAGUUGUUGAACUAGAUACAACAUCCAAAAGUUUGCUAGAAUGCAAUCACUAUUUUCAGAGCCUAUUGUAGAUGAUAGUCCAUAUUCUAUAGUAUUUUAUUGUAGCUAAGCAUCAAGUGAAGUGUUGCAGUCCUCUACCAGCUUAUCCCAGGGUCAAUGUAUAUACAUCAUAUUUUUGAAAAAUAAACCAAAGCCCACAGUACAUACUGUAAACAUUUUCUUUUCAUGUUUGAUUAAAUAUCUUAUCGCUGACA